AUGAAACAGACCAAUUUACAUCAAGGCAAUGUAAAGAAAGGUAGUAAAAUUUGCUUGAUACAGGAAGAUUUCGAAGAACUGGCAGCACACUCAAAGAAUGAAAAAGUUUUACGAUGGAUAUGGCUUACUUGGAGAGAGAAAACAGGUCCACCUUUAAAACGUUUUUAUACGUCGCUGGUAAAUAUAGAGAACAAGGCAGCAAGAAGAAAUGGCUAUACGGACAUAGGUGAAUCAUGGCGAGAAGAAUUAGAAAUACCUUACUUACGACGCCAAUGCCGUCGACUGUACAAUUCCGUACGCCCCUUGUACACGCUACUGCAUGGUGUAGUUAGGUACUUCUUGAGGAAUAAAUAUGGCGAUGUCGUUCCAGAAAGGGGUCCCAUUCCUGCACAUUUAUUGGGAAAUCUGUGGUUGCAAAACUGGGAGUCAUUAGCUGAUGCAAUAAUACCGAAUGUUAUUAAUUUGGAUGCAAGCAUGAAGAACAUGAAUUGGAACGUACAACAUAUGGUAAAAAGAGCUGAAGACUUUUAUUUAUCUUUGAGUUUACCAUCAAUGACAGAUAAUUUUUGGGGCAAAUCUGUGUUUAAUGCUGAGGGAAAUGACAAUGUACGAUGUCAUGGCACUGCUGCGAAUAUGUUUAAAAACGACGACUACAGAAUGCUGUAUUGUUCUGGCGUGUCCUUUCAAGAUUUCAACGUAGUACACCAUGAAAUGGGUCAUAUUCAAUAUUACAUGGCGUACGAGAAUCAACCCGGAUUAUUUCGGCAAGCAAAUUCGGCUCUUCACGAGAGCAUAGGAGAUGCAAUAACGAUCGGUGUUGUGACACCGCAGCAUUUGAAUAGGCUGGGCUUAAUUAAUGAUUCGCUAUUGUAUUCAAUGGAUGAAGGAAAAACUAAAAAUAAAAUAACCAUUCAACCUGUACUUAACGAAGAGGGCACUGUUAACGAAACGAAAUCAACACCAGCUUCAGUCGAAAGCGGGAUAGAAAAAUUGAUCGAAAGUGUGACGACUGGCGAAAUACUUUUACUGAAACGCGCCUUAAAUAAACUGCCACAUAUUCCAUUUUCGCUGCUCAUAGACGAAUAUCGUUGGAAGUAUUUUGAGGGGAGAAUAGAUAUCGAAUCGUUGAACAAGGAGUUUUGGGAUAUGUCCCUGCAACUUCAAGGCAUUUCACCACCCGAAGUAAGGGAAGAAGAGUUCUUUGAUGCUGGUGCUAUUUAUCAUGUGGCUGACAAUACGCCUUAUAUAAGAUACUUUUUGAGCAGUUUUCUCCAACACCAGUUAUUUGAGCACUUCUGUAAAGUUUCUAUCUUCGGCAAUAAACGAGCGAGGGAACCGUUACCUGAAACCAUGGUUUUAAAUAGAUGCGACAUAUAUGGGGCUAAGGCGGCUGGAAAACUUUUAAAG
Molecule: messenger RNA, 1407 nt
Organism: Iphiclides podalirius (scarce swallowtail)
Lineage: Eukaryota; Metazoa; Arthropoda; Insecta; Lepidoptera; Papilionidae
Source: the annotation of a GenBank genome assembly